UGACGUCAAUACGCUGCGCUCAGGGUGAGAGGUCACGGUAGUGGCCGUAGGUUUUUGCUGGACGUACUCUGUGCUGCUCUCGGUUCUUCCUCCCGUUAUAUGAGCUAUCCGGCCUCACGGGCUCUCUCCAUGCGGGCGCGGUGGCUCUGCGGGCGAGAGCAUGACCCGGAGAGCAGUUAGCAGGAAGAGGAAAGCGGCGUCUGGACCAGGCCCCGGAGAACAGGCCGAUUGGGACUAUGCCAUUCAGAAGCGGAGGCGGCUUCCUCCAGAGAAGAAGUCUAUGGUGUUUUAUCUGAAGACAAGAGAGUUGAAGGCACAGGACGACCCCAGUUACUAUCGCUUGUUACGUGGCUGCGCUGCUCAAACUCUGCCUGGCAUCCUAAAGGAGAAGGAGUUCCAACUAGGAACCCUUAAUAAGGUGUUCGCAUCACAAUGGCUGAACCACCGUCAAGUCGUUUGUGGAACCAAAUGCAAUACGUUAUUUGUAGUGGAUAUACAGACAGGACAAAUCACAAAGAUCCCCAUCUUGAAAGAUCGUGAACCGGUUAAUACAACUCCUCAGAGCUGUGGAAUCCAUGCCAUCGAGAUCAACCCUUCCCGCACGUUGCUGGCUACCGGGGGAGAUAACCCCAACAGCCUGGCAGUGUAUCGCCUGCCGACGCUCGAUCCCGUCUGUGUUGGAGAUGAGGGUCACAACGACUGGAUCUUCUCUAUUGCAUGGAUUAGUGACACCUUGGUUGUGUCUGGCUCCCGUGAUGGCUCAAUGGCCCUGUGGGAGAUUAACGACGAGGUGAUGAAUAAAUGCAACUUCCAACACAGCCACUCCCGGGUGCCAGUCUAUGCUCAUAUUUACCACAAAGCAUUGAAGGACAUCCCCAAAGAGAGCAGCAAUUCUUCAAACUGCAAGGUCCGCGCCCUGGCAUUCAACAGCUGGAAGAAGGAGUUGGGAGCGGUGUCCCUGGAUGGUUACUUCCACUUGUGGACCGCAGAAUACACUUUAGCCAAGCUGCUCUCUACCAAGCUACCCUAUUGCAGAGAGAAUGUGUGUCUUUCCUAUGGUCUGGAGUGGUCAGUCUAUGCUGUGGGAUCCCAGGCACAUGUGUCUUUCCUUGAUCCACGGCAGCCGCCAGAGAACACUAGGUCCGUGUACUGCAGGGAGCAAGGCAGUGGUAUCCGCUCUGUAAGCUUCUAUGAGCAUAUUAUCACUGUGGGGACUGGUCAGGGCUCUCUCUUAUUUUACGACAUCCGGGCGCAGAGAUUUUUGGAUGAUUGCACUGGUUAUUUAAACGGCUCAAAGUCCAAAGGAGAGAUCCUCAAACUGACGACCGGGAAAGGCUGGCUGAACCACAAUGACAUGUGGAGGAAUUACUUCUCUGAUAUCGACUGCUGCCCUAAUGCUGUUUACACCCACUGCUACGACUCGUCCGGAACAAAACUCUUUGUGGCAGGCGGUCCUUUGCCAACGGGUCUUCACGGAAACUAUGCCGGCCUGUGGAGCUAGGGGAGAGGUCCUACAAGAGGUGGCGCAGUCUGUUAACCCUUUCCCUCCUAAUGUGCAAUGCAUCAAAACAUCCUCUGGCAGCCUCAAAACAAUGUCCACCCCUUUUCUUUCCUUUUGUCCAUCUGUUUUAUCUAGUGAAACUCGGCACAUUCUUCAGUGAUACUCCUCGGCCAUCCUGUCAAGUAUAAUUUAAGCUUUUACACAAUUGUUUCUUAGAAGAAGUUUUUGUUUUGUUUUUUUACUUUGUCCCCUACGGUUUUACUCCUGUGGCGCCACAAAUCACGCCUUCAUUUUCCUGGAAAAAAAAAAAAUCAAGGUUAGAAGUGAACUGUAUGCUCUGUCACAUGAGGUUAUUUGCUGGACCCUCUAAAUGCUUUAAGCACUUGGUUCGUCACCGCCACCUCCUGUAAUCGUGGAUGUCGUGCACUUCAUGCACCUUCCAGCCGGAAGCCACAUUCGGGGCCACUUAAAUUGCACGCUCAUGGGCUAAGUGGGACUGCAGCUGUAAUUAGCUCUGGACAAAUAUGUGUAAUAUUUUGGUGGACAGUUCCAGGUUUUCUGUGAAAAUCCUGGAAACUAUUCUAGUGUAUGUGUAUGCGUGCGUGUGUGCCUGCAGGGUACUUUUUUGUGUUAAGUACAAAGCAUUUAAAUUACUGGGAGUAAAUACCUAUGUCAUUAACAUAAUUGAUACAAAAAGGCUUUAUUCGUUAGGUCCUGAUUGCGGGACUUGUUUUAUCAUUCCUUUUUUAAGUGUAAAAGAUUCUAACAAAACUGUGUAUAUUGAGAGAAUCAACACAAUAAAUUGUAACAGAAACGGA
Messenger RNA from Bufo gargarizans (Asiatic toad), 2319 nucleotides. RefSeq names its product DDB1 and CUL4 associated factor 12 (gene DCAF12). Bases 161 to 1501 code for a protein of 446 amino acids. Gene Ontology annotation, molecular function: protein binding. Lineage: Eukaryota; Metazoa; Chordata; Amphibia; Anura; Bufonidae. The transcript is spliced from 9 exons. Gene Ontology annotation, cellular component: Cul4-RING E3 ubiquitin ligase complex. The record is from RefSeq and is a predicted model, not a curated record.